Messenger RNA from Brugia malayi, 468 nucleotides. Lineage: Eukaryota; Metazoa; Nematoda; Chromadorea; Rhabditida; Onchocercidae. The record is from the annotation of a RefSeq genome assembly.
AUGGUUGAAAUGGAGCUCACUCGUGACAAGGACUUUGAAAAACGUGCUCAAUAUUACAUUGCCAAAGCUUCUCAAGGCUAUCUGGUGGAUUUACAAAAGAUUUUCUUUAUUACAAUAUCAAACUGCACUUUAUUUCCCGAUGAGUGAGUCAAUUAUAUAUCCAGCCAUACCAUAAGAGACGAUGAAACUAGUAAGCAUGAUUUACAAGAUUUUCAAUUCGUGUUCAUUGAACUAUCUAAAUUUCCUAAAGGUAAAGUAGACUAAUUAACAAGCAUAGUAGAACGCUGGUGUUUCUAUGCAGAAGAAAUAACAGAUAAAAACUUAAAAAAGAUAGCAGGAGAAGUAUUAAUCAUAAAUUAAGCAUAUGAUGAGUUAAACAAGUUUCACUGGGAUGAAAAGUACCUAACAGCGUAUGAAGAAAGAAUAAUGAAUCUGUACAGAGAGGAAGCUAUCCUUGAACAGAAACUU